Messenger RNA from Penicillium alfredii, 708 nucleotides. RefSeq names its product translin. The record is from RefSeq and is a predicted model, not a curated record. The transcript has 8 exons. NCBI's taxonomy places the organism in Eukaryota, Fungi, Ascomycota, Eurotiomycetes, Eurotiales, Aspergillaceae. Gene Ontology annotation, molecular function: single-stranded DNA binding; RNA binding; sequence-specific DNA binding. Gene Ontology annotation, biological process: RNA metabolic process. Gene Ontology annotation, cellular component: nucleus; cytoplasm. The coding region runs from base 1 to 708 and encodes 235 amino acids.
AUGAUUGACCACCGCAUCUUCGAGGAUCUGCAGACUAAGAUCGACGAGGAGAGCACCGUCCGCGAUGAGGUGCACGAUAUUGUGCAGACGCUUGCGAGAAAGGGACGAUCCACGCAGGCGAUUCUGUCCAGAGCUCAUUCUACACCUACUGAUCAAGUGAAACCCAUUCUUGACGAUGCACUCACGGAAAUCCUCGCCCAAAAGGAAGAGGUCGCUCGCCUCAAGGCCGUGGCCGACCAGCACCCGUUCUACAAGUACAACGGGCUGUGGACGCGCGAGCUCCAGAACCUCGUGGUGUCAAUUGAACUGUGCGCGUGGCUGGGUGGAUUGCAAGAGCACAAGGGGCCCAGCUCGGCGUCUUUUAUGACGAUCGAGGAUGUGGGCAAGUUCCUUGAGAUCCCCGUCAACCUGAAAGAAAAAGAUGCUUUCCAUCUCACCAUCGAAGAAUAUCUUCUGGCGCUCAUAUCUAUGGUUGAAGAGCUGUCUCGCUUGGCUGUCAACUCGGUUACGCUGGGUGACUAUGGGCGCCCCGUGCAAAUCGGCAACUUUAUCAAAGAUCUGUUUGCCGGUUUCCAGCUGCUAAACCUCAAGAAUGACAUUCUGCGGAAGCGCAGCGAUGGGAUCAAGUACAGUGUCAAGAAGGUCGAGGAUGUGGUAUACGACUUGUCGUUGCGGAACUUGAUUCCCAAGGGUAGCGCUGCUGCGUGA